AUGCCUUCAGACGACGAGAUACAUUCUGAGGCACAGCUCUCGGAGCUCAUGCAAACUGUAACACGGACAUCAAUGCUACUAGAGUUGGAGGCCACUCCCUCUGAAUCUGGGUCAGAAACAACAACACUAAGGGGCUCUGCAGUUGAUUCAAAUGAAAAUCCUGACAAUAAUAGCAACAAUGUUACCCACGAAGCCGUACACGGCAAUCCAUCAUCAUAUCGAUUCCGUCGAGUAGCCUCCAAAACGAUCGUAUCGUUUGCCCCUGAUGAUCCUGAGAAUCCACACAACUGGAGCACCAGCAAAAAGAUCUUCGUCGUUAUCUCUGGCAUGAUGCAAGUCCUCAACAGCACAAUCGGUUCCUCCCUCCCUAGUGGAGCCAUCAAAUACAUAGCCAGAGACUUCAACGUCACUGACGAAACCAAGCUCGUUCUCCCCAUCUCUUUAUUCCUUGUCGGCUACGUUCUCGGUCCGCUACUUUAUGGGCCCCUUUCAGAACAAUACGGUCGUCGAUAUCCGUUACUUAUCGGUUAUGUGCUGUUCGACAUCUUCGUCAUGGCAUGUGCUUUGGCGCCGACGUUUAAUGCAUUGCUGGUUUUCAGGUUAUUCAACGGUAUGGCUGCGAGUGCACCAAUUGCAAUUAUUACAGGCACCUUUUCAGACGUUUUCGAUAAUCCAACUGUCAGAGGCAGAACGAUGGCAUGGUACAUGUCUUGCACCGCUGUCGGCCCGAUUAUCUCCCCCUUCAUGUCCGGCUUCAUUUCAACCGUCAGCUGGCGCUGGUCCUUCUGGCUCGGUCUACUUAUAGCUGGCACUUCAUGCCCACUCGUUAUUCUCUACCCCGAAACUUAUGGACCAGUAUUGCUCAAAAGUCGUGCUCGCGAACUUCGCAGGAAGACUGGUAAUAUGAGUAUUGUGGCACCCAUGGAUCUUACUCCUCAUGAUCUCCGGGCCGUGUUGACUGUUACCUUGACUCGACCUAUCCGUAUGAUUGCAAAGGAAUAUAUGGUGUCUUUGACUUGUUUGUAUUGUGCCUUAGCAUAUGCUAUUUUCUAUUUGUACUUCCAGGCUUAUCCGUUGAUUUUCGAAGGGAUAUAUGGCAUGAGCACCGGUAUAGCCGGUCUGAUCUACCUACCAAUCGCAUUAGGCUGUUUCCUCGCCUGCGGAAUCUUCAUUUGGUACGACGGCUUCCUCGCCCGCGCCAAAGCCCGCGGCACCUCCUGGGCCCAAAACGAAGACUAUCGCCGUCUCCCACUGGCCUGCGUCGGCGGUCCAUUAUACGUUAUUUCUCUCUUCUGGCUCGGAUGGACUGCAUCUCCAAAUGUUCACUGGGCCGUACCCAUGUGCUCCGGAAUUAUUUUCGGUCUAGCCUACGAAUUAAUUUUCAUGGCCAUGCUGAAUUAUCUCUCAGAUGCAUAUCAAGUCUUUGCUGCAAGCGCUCAGUCGGCGUCUAGUUGCUGCCGAAGUAUUCUGGGUGCUGUGUUACCGCUUGCUGCUAAGCCCAUGUUCUCUGCUGUGGGGAUUGAUUGGGGAUGUAGUAUCAUCGGAUUUGCGAGUUUGGGGGUUUCAGUCAUUCCGUUUGGGUUUAUCUAUUUUGGCGAGAGGAUUAGGAAUGGAAGUAAAUUGAUGCAGCAUUUGAAGGCAUUGAGAGAGGAAGAGCAGAGGGCUUGGGAGGCGGAGCAACAUGGAUUGCAAAGAGUGCAGCAGGGUACGGGAGAUAUAGAGAAGGGGUUGCAGGCAACUGUUGUAUCUCGAUGA
Talaromyces stipitatus ATCC 10500 is the source of this 1755-nucleotide messenger RNA. Its product is annotated as bicyclomycin resistance protein, putative. The transcript is spliced from 5 exons. Gene Ontology annotation, molecular function: transmembrane transporter activity. Gene Ontology annotation, biological process: transmembrane transport. The record is from RefSeq and is a predicted model, not a curated record. NCBI's taxonomy places the organism in Eukaryota, Fungi, Ascomycota, Eurotiomycetes, Eurotiales, Trichocomaceae. The coding region runs from base 1 to 1755 and encodes 584 amino acids.